This is a messenger RNA of Suillus subaureus, 1230 nucleotides long. RefSeq lists its product as uncharacterized. NCBI's taxonomy places the organism in Eukaryota, Fungi, Basidiomycota, Agaricomycetes, Boletales, Suillaceae. The transcript is spliced from 6 exons. The coding region runs from base 1 to 1230 and encodes 409 amino acids. The record is from RefSeq and is a predicted model, not a curated record.
AUGGCCCUAAGUGCCUUUUCUGUGCUGGCUAAAAAAACAACAUCAUAUUUCCACCACACAGACACUCUGGUGCAGCAUCUUUCCACUAAUUCUGCAGAUGCCUGCAUACUAUUCUAUGAGGGGAAAAAAACUGCUGCUUCUAACAACAAUGAGUGUCCUUCUGGAAAGGACAAAGGAGAAAUCCAUCGGUUCUUGGCAAAACUGAUCUUCAAGGACUCAGAUUAUUUGGCAGCAUAUGCUGAGGACCCAAAGAAAUUUGAUGUCACGGUGGGCAACCAUAUCAUAUCUCUUGAGAAGUCAUUCAAGGAGCAACUCAACAAAUUCAACAAGACUGGUGCUGGUGUCACCCCCCUUGAUGAAAACGCGGCAGCUAAUCUACACAAACAAGUACUGCUCAAGUUUCCAUGCUGGGAGUCAACCAUGCCAGGGACUUCUAUACACUUAUUCAUCCAUCUUCCUCCCCCAAACCCUCAGCUCCCUCCCUCAAACCCUCAGCUCCCUCUCCAAGACUCUUGGCUCCCUCUGCCGAACCAACUUGACACUGGUGCUCAGCACAGUCCCCCAGCUUACCUUCCCCCUUCACAUCACCCCCCUUCUCAUUUCACCAGCGCCAGGGGCAGUCCAGUUGAAGACUCUUAUGCUGAUGACAACAGUCCUCUCUCUGCUCUCCUUGGAAACACGCUGGAUGUGUUAGAUGGAGAUAUCAACAUGUAUGAUGAUGAUAAUGAUGACGAUGGGGUGGAGUAUAACUCCUCCCAGCAUCAUGUCAUCAGCAGUCCCCCCAAAGUGGUGGAACACAAACAGCAAUACACAGCCUCUCCUUCUCCCCCUCCUGUCAAAACUAAUGCCUUCAUUCUACCAUGGAAGCCCCAGACACUGGCAUACCAUAGUUAUGUGGCAUUUGGCUCUGCCUCACCUGGUAGCCAAGCACCAUGUAGACCUCCAUCGUUCACUUCAUCAUUGGGGAUAUCCCACAGCCGCUCCACCCCCUCAUCCACAGCAUCCUCAUCCUAUCUAUUGACUGACUAUCGCAUUUUGCCAAUGGCAUCCCAGACAUUGCUGUCUGCAAAGCCACAGAACUUGGCCAGCUCAAAAAAGAAGAGGACUUGGGCAACAGAUGUCAAGGGCCACCUCAGCAUGCUCAACAACAAAAUUCAGAGCAUGCAGAGUGACAUGUCUGAGCACCAGGGAUCAAGGAAUGAGUGUUAUGCCAUCAAGAUGAAUUAUUAA